GCCACCAAUUUAGCCUUGCAGGUCCGCAAGACUUCCAACAGUACAUCGAACAGAGCACCACGCUUCGUUUCCCUGGUACAGUCGGGUAGGCUAGAGCGGCGUUCGAGCAGAGUUACCAGCCUCAAACUGGUUGAGGCGUUGACAGAAAAGAAGACCAUCAGCUUUUCCGAGGCUAGGCAACUGUUGGAUCUUCUUAUCUACGCAGGGCGGAGGAAAGCGGCGUGGAAGUGGUUCCAGGGUCUUCAGCAACGCGAAACCUCCGGACAAUACAUGGCAUUAGGAAACAUGUUGCUUCAUGGAGAACUUUUUCGUCGGAACUGUCGCAACGCGCGACAGGUUCAGCAAGUCCUUGCGUCCUUGACCAGGCUGGUACGAGAGUAUGGGUUUAUCCCUGACCGCGUCACGGUCAAUAUCUUGGUGAAAGCCAUUCUGGGAUGGAAGAGAGCCAUCAGCAGUCAGCAUGUUCAAGCCCUCUUCGAUACGCUGCUGGCGAGCGGUUACCCGGCUGGUACACACGUUUUGCGUGCAGGCACAGUGUUUGGUACGGAGCGAUCUCUGUUCCGCCCGGGACACUUGCUGCCUAAGGUUACGUCGCGCAUUUCUUUCAGACGGCAUGUGCGAUUGGCUUUGCGUGUGGCACGGCCAAGGCACGGGGGUUGCCGAUUCAGAGCGCCGGCCUUUCCUCCAGCGCAAACUUGCGGAUGCCUUGCAGAGCUUGGAUGAAGCCGUUGGGUCUAUCUCUGACUCGAGCGCUCAACCACCACCUGCAAAACGACCUCGCGUAGCACGAUCUAUAUACUCGACCCUCGCAAAGUAUGGAAUAAGAACCAAAACCGACGCCCCCUCUUCAUCCAUCAAACGAACAGAAUCAUUGUCGAAAGCCCCUCACCUGAGUGCUAUACUCUCUCGAGCCGCCACCCGAACUCGCAAGGCCCUGCCUUUCAGGUUCUCCUCUGACGAUGCAUCACUCAGCGCGUCCCCAUCCUUUGGCGACUACCGUCCCUCGUCUACGCAGUCUUUCAUGCUACGCCUCGGAACCUACAAGCUACCAACAUACUCCAACAAGCCCAGCGCCAUCGACGCCGUGGCCGCAGCAAAGUGUGGUUGGAUAAACGACGGGAAGGAAAGACUGGUGUGUGGAUUGUGCAACGCGUCAUGGGUCCUGGCAGGCCGUGAAGGGCUUUCGAGAGAUGCGGCGAAUGCGCUCGUGGAGAAGCAACGUAUUGGUCUUGUUCAGAACCAUAAAGACGGAUGUCCAUGGAAGACACGACAAAGCGACGAUGGGGUAUAUCGAAUACCUUUGAGAUCUCCCGCUGCUAUGGCCAGGGACCUCAAAGCUCGUGCAAUCCAGUUAGACCCACUUCUCCAAGGUGUGCAGAUCAAGCAUCCCGUGACAUCCACGCAGGUGCAAGCACUUGUCUCUACGAUCCGCUCCGUCUCUGCCAAACCGCCAUCAUGGGAUCUCGACCUAGAAAAAGAUGGAUCCACCGAGCAACGAUCCCCAGAGCACCCAGCAGAGCCUGAGCCUGAGCCGUCCGAGACCGCUGUCUUGGCAUCCCUCUUCGGCUGGGACAUAGCGCCGCCGCCGCCUACACCGACUCGGCGCACCUCUUCAUAUUCAUGUUCGCGUUCAAGCUCAAUAGCUCCCUCAAGGCCUGGAACACCAUCGCCCUGUCAUCCGCCCUCCAUCAGCGUUCUCUGGCGAAAUGAGCGCGCCCAGACACCCUCCAUAUCGCUGCCGAAAAGACUUGGUUCUCACUUGCAGGGUGCUCCUAGUUCGACGAGGAGCGCGUCUGUUGGGAGCAAACGCGAGGCGACAGUCCUGUAUUGUCCAAUGUGCCAAAGGCGCGUGGGGUUAUGGGCCUUUGCUCCUCCGAGUGAUGGUGCAGCGAGUCCUGGCGCGUCAACGCCUUCCGCUAGCUCGGUGCCUCGGCACACGAGACCACAGAGGCAGUUCGACUUGCUCCUGGAACACCGGAACUAUUGCCCCUACGUCGUGAAGUCAACGGUUGUCCCUUCGCUUUCAUCGCAACCCCAGAACUUGAUCAUGAAUUUCGGCUCAAUGUCGCAAAGCCAGAGUAGUGGUGCCGUCGAAGGGUGGAGGGCGGUGCUACAGGUUAUUUCACGGUACGGACUGGCGGAGAGGCGCAGGCGCAAGUCAACAAGGCAGUUGGGCGUGACUGGGAAUGAAAAUGGCGCGAGUACCGAGGAGGCUGAGGGGCACGUACAGGAUGAAUCUGAUAUGAUCGUCGACAGCGUGGAGGCAAUGGUCGCUGACGUGAAGACUCGCGGGGGCAAGGAUAUCCUAAAGUACGUCAAAGGGUUGCUCGGAUGAGCGUUGUUGCCUUGUUUGCGCUCGUCUUUGUUCCCGUGUUCUUUGCUUGUGUCUGUACAUGUAUCCUGUGGAAUUCUGCAUGCUUUAAAUGUCAUGUCCCGGCGCUUGUCUACAUC
Messenger RNA from Gloeophyllum trabeum ATCC 11539, 2451 nucleotides. RefSeq names its product zf-C3HC-domain-containing protein. Gene Ontology annotation, molecular function: zinc ion binding. The coding region runs from base 461 to 2335 and encodes 624 amino acids. Gene Ontology annotation, cellular component: nucleus. The transcript has 8 exons. Lineage: Eukaryota; Fungi; Basidiomycota; Agaricomycetes; Gloeophyllales; Gloeophyllaceae. The record is from RefSeq and is a predicted model, not a curated record.